Hirundo rustica (Barn swallow) is the source of this 299-nucleotide messenger RNA. RefSeq names its product phosphodiesterase 6G (gene PDE6G). Gene Ontology annotation, biological process: positive regulation of G protein-coupled receptor signaling pathway; visual perception; positive regulation of epidermal growth factor receptor signaling pathway. Gene Ontology annotation, molecular function: 3',5'-cyclic-nucleotide phosphodiesterase activity; cGMP binding. The record is from RefSeq and is a predicted model, not a curated record. NCBI's taxonomy places the organism in Eukaryota, Metazoa, Chordata, Aves, Passeriformes, Hirundinidae. Gene Ontology annotation, cellular component: photoreceptor outer segment membrane. Bases 1 to 264 code for a protein of 87 amino acids. The transcript is spliced from 3 exons.
AUGAGCCUGGAACCCCCCAAGCUGGAGGUGAAAUCGGCCACGAGGGUGACCGGGGGUCCCGCCACCCCCCGCAAGGGACCCCCCAAGUUCAAGCAGAGGCAGACGAGGCAGUUCAAGAGCAAACCCCCCAAAAAGGGGGUGCAGGGGUUCGGUGACGACAUCCCAGGCAUGGAGGGCUUGGGAACAGACAUCACUGUCAUCUGUCCCUGGGAAGCCUUCAGCCACCUGGAGCUGCACGAGCUGGCUCAGUACGGAAUCAUUUAGGAUUUGGGCAGGCUCACUGACCCCGUAGUGCUGCC